Messenger RNA from Chondrus crispus (carragheen), 1101 nucleotides. RefSeq lists its product as hypothetical. Bases 1 to 417 code for a protein of 138 amino acids. Lineage: Eukaryota; Rhodophyta; Florideophyceae; Gigartinales; Gigartinaceae. The transcript has 2 exons. The record is from RefSeq and is a predicted model, not a curated record.
AUGCAUCCUUCUAUCAUAUGCGCGACAACUCUUGUGCAAGAUCUUACAUCUCGGAGAGUCCUUUUCGUCUGUUACGUUCAGAUAAGUUCUCUCCAACACAAUUCAUUUCUCUGCCAAUCAACAAAAGGUUUCGCAAGGAUGCGUCCCUUAUUCAACUGCAAUCUUGAGUUCAACAUUGCCAAGAAGCAAACGUUGAAGCAGCCUUGCGUAUGGUCAUAUUUUGUUAUCGUGGGAUGCAAGCCUAACCUUUGCGGCAGUUUUGUGUUGAUAAGGAUGAUCUGUGGUCAAACUCGUGACUGCCACCCGAAGCUGUUGAACACUCUUGAAGAUUUUGGCGAUUUAGGAUGCUAUAAAAGAAGCAGUUCCAGUCCUCAUCAAGCUCAGCCACCCCAUCUCAUCAGCUUCCUCUCCAACUGAAGCAAGAAUCAGAAGCAAGAAUCAAACAGACGUCCAGCAAGCUCGUAUCUCACAUUUGCCCUUGCUACCAUGAUUCGUACAGGAACAUUUUUACUUUUGGCCCUUCUGGCCCUGUUCGCAGUCGCUUUCGCCGUAGACGUUCCCGUGGAAGGCGAUCUCACCGAGCAGAAUGACAUUGAAGAAGACAUGGAUGUGGCGGAACGUUCUUAUUAUCGAUACUGCCCUAAAAAAUGCUACAAGUCCUACCACGCUGCCUAUAAGCGCUGCUACAAGUACCCGUACUGCAAGGUUACAUAUGGUUGCAAGUACUCUUACCACUACCACAAGUAUGCUAAGGGAUACUACUGCAAGUACUACUAUUCAGGUGGCUAUUACCCCAAGAAGCCGCAUUACUAGAGGGGUUUCUUUUCUGGUAGUGAUCUUCUUCUUAGGCUAUCUGUCCGUUGUCAGCGGUGGUUGAAGCUCAAGUUGAGAAGUGUCCCGUUAGAAGUGAGAAUCCCCUUUCUGAAGCGUGGACGCUUGGAGAAUAGCUAUGAAGAGUGUACUCGCUUCUGGUGAGUUUGAUCUUUGAGAUCGAGCGUCGCUGUUGUCUGCAAUAAAAAAAAGUUGCUAAAAUCUCUGAUUGCCUGCGGCUCAUCUGUGUGUCCAUUUAUCUUCGGGUGGACAAACACCAGAUAUAAUUUU